AUGAGUCCGCCGAACUUUACGAUUCCGCAAUUGAAAGAAUGUUUGAAGCGGCUUAACCUGUCGACAACAGGAUCCAAGACUGAUCUGUUGGCGAGGCUAAACGCUGCUGGUCCGGAGGGUUCGUGGAUGUCUCUUCUGGAUGAAGUUGACGUGGGCCAAGAGUUAGCUGCGGCAGAAAUAGUCGAACCUCAACCGGAUGCAUCAAGGGAAUUAGAACUUAUCCGACGGGAAAGAGACCUUCUUCAACGUGAAAUGGACUUAAUGAGAAGGGAAAACGAGAUUUUAAGAAACUCGCCUCGAUCGGUGCAAAGUCACGGGCCGAAUAUGAACGUCCGAGCAGUGGGCGAUCUAUUAAGUGACUUCGACGGAUCCAAAAAUACAUUUUUGGUGUGGGAAAAGUCGCUGCUCUUGUUGAGAAACACUUACGAGCUGGAUGAGAAUGCUAUUAAAGUUCUCAUCGCGGCUAAAUUAAAAGGAAGAGCGUUGGAGUGGCUUCACUCGAAGCCCGAACAUAUUGAAAUGAGCGUGGAAAUUUUAUUGUCACAUAUGAAGAAAAUGUUUGACCAUCGGCAAAACAAGUUAGCGCUACGGAGAAAAUUCGAGGAAAGGUCGUGGCGAAUUCACGAAAACUUCAGCGAAUAUCAUCACGAUAAAAUGAUUUUAGCCAAUCAAGUGGGUGUCGAGGACGAGGAGCUCAUCGAUUAUAUGAUCGACGGGAUCCCGGACGAUUUGUUACGCAAUCAAGCGAGAAUGUAUCGUUUUGCGGAAUCAUCCGAAUUAUUAGAGGCGUUUGAGAAGAUAUCCUUAAAACCCAGGACGAAUAAAAACGUCGUGGUUGACAAGAGAAUUAUGGCGAGUCCGCGAUCCAGUGGCAAUACUUGUGCUGUAAAUCCACUGCAGCCUGUGCGACGGUGCUACAAUUGUAAUGGAGAAGGACAUCUAGCAGAUUCCUGUCUGAAACCCAAGAGAGAGCGAGGGUCGUGUUUCUCCUGCGGUGACCAAGGACACGGUUACCUGAAAUGUCCAAAAUCAUCGAAAGCGGAGGCGCCGAAGCCGACGAGUGUGUCGCUGAUCGAUGGGCCGCAGAGUUCAACGAUGGAAGGACAGCGAAGGCAUCCACCACUUCAGACCCCGUCCCGAAAUUAUUGUAUUUUCCUGACAGAAGAGAAAGAAGAACACUAUUUUGUGGAGGCAUUAGUGGAUUCUGGAAGUGCGAUAAAUCUUAUGACCUAUAAGACAUUUAACAACUUUUUUAGUAUGUACGAACUGGUGCAAGGUAAGCACAACUUUAAUUAUGGAGGAGUAAACCAAUCACCAUUGUCGGUUAUGGGGUAUGUCAAUAUUCGAAUUAAGUUACAGCUGGUACCGUGUGAUAUUUUUGAAGUACGAUUUAUGGUAGUACCCGACUCGACGAUGACGUACAGCGCUUUAUUAGGACGUGAAUUUAUGACGAGACCUGGAAUGACUGUUGUUCUUAGUAAAGUAAUAAGCAUUCAUUAUGAUCGAGAAUAUAGAGACGAAAUACUAAAUAUUGAGUCCAUAGAAACGAAAGAGAAAUUAGAUACAGACAUAGAUAAUUUCGAUGCAUCGCUAUCCGUUGAAGUUAAGCAAACGUUAACAGAAUUAUUAAAAAAUUAUGUAAAUUUAGAAGGUACAGCUGAACCGGUUGAUUAUAAAUUUCAAAUUACACUCGCCGAAAAUAGUAAACCCUUUUAUUUUUCGCCAAGGAGAUUGUCGUGGCAUGAAAAGACGGAAGUCCGGAAAAUUAUUCAUGAUUUGUUGUCUCGAGGAAUUAUUAGACAGAGCAAUUCAGAUUUUUGUAGCCGGAUUGUUUUAGUGAGGAAAAAAGAUAGUAGUUACAGACUUUGUAUAGACUAUAGAGCGUUGAACAAAAUUACUAAGAUAGAGGACCAAAUUGAUAGAUUGUCUAACAGUGCCUAUUUUACAAGUUUAGAUUUAAAAGAUGGAUUUCAUCACAUCCCUAUUUUCGAAGACUCGAUAAAAUUUACAUCUUUAGUCACGCCUGAUGGGCAGUUUGAAUAUUUAAAAAUGCCGUUCGGACUCGCAAAUGCACCUGCAGCUUUUCAGAGGUUUGUUCAUUUAAUAUUUAGGCCACUGUUGGAAUUUGGAAAGGUUUUGCUGCAUUUAGAUGAUAUCUUAAUCGCCAUCAAAAAUAUUGAUGAAAAUUUAGAAAUUUUAAAAGAGGUUUUGGAACUAUUGAGCCGGCAUAAUUUGGAAUUAAAGUUCAGCAAAUGUAAAUUUCUUAAACGAGAGAUUGAGUAUUUAGGAUACAAUAUUAAUAUUAAUGGAAUCACGCCGAAUGGGUCGAAUGUUAAAGCCAUACAAGAUUUCCCACAACCUAAGACGGUAAAACAGGUUCAAAGUUUUUUAGGCCUUACUAGCUAUUUCAGGAAAUUUGUACCUAAUUUCGCUCGAAUCGCACAACCAUUGUACAAUUUGGUUAAAAAGGGAAUGUCCUUUAAAUUUGGAGUCGAAGAAUGA
Messenger RNA from Hylaeus volcanicus, 2502 nucleotides. RefSeq lists its product as uncharacterized. The coding region runs from base 1 to 2502 and encodes 833 amino acids. NCBI's taxonomy places the organism in Eukaryota, Metazoa, Arthropoda, Insecta, Hymenoptera, Colletidae. The transcript has a single exon. The record is from RefSeq and is a predicted model, not a curated record. Gene Ontology annotation, molecular function: nucleic acid binding; zinc ion binding.